This is a messenger RNA of Sphaerodactylus townsendi, 1579 nucleotides long. It is a transcript of the gene ERCC1, whose product is annotated as ERCC excision repair 1, endonuclease non-catalytic subunit. Gene Ontology annotation, cellular component: ERCC4-ERCC1 complex; nucleotide-excision repair factor 1 complex; nucleus. Gene Ontology annotation, molecular function: single-stranded DNA binding; damaged DNA binding. The record is from RefSeq and is a predicted model, not a curated record. The transcript has 10 exons. Lineage: Eukaryota; Metazoa; Chordata; Lepidosauria; Squamata; Sphaerodactylidae. The coding region runs from base 371 to 1342 and encodes 323 amino acids. Gene Ontology annotation, biological process: meiotic mismatch repair; nucleotide-excision repair; mitotic recombination.
GCUCCGUGGGGGCCUACGACACCGGAAAGGGCGGGCGUUCCUCUCGCUACCCGUCCAAGACAGUCGUACAAAGCGGACUUAGAACCAUAGAUAUCUCGCAAUCUCGAGGGCGGGAGAAGGACCAAAGACUCGCGACUCCUAGAGGGGCCGCCAGCGGGCCAGGCCUCUAUUGAGGCCCACAGAAAGAGGACCCCGCGGGGGCUCCUGGACUGUCGCGCUGCGCCUCCGGCACGCCUCUGAAUCUUGCGGCGGAAGAAGACUUGACUGGCCGUUCUCAGCUCUACGUGGCGAACUCUAUGGUACCACUGCCUUAGAGACUUUGCUUCUUGUAGGAGCUGGUACGCAUGCGCCAGAGGUCGGAGCUGUAGAGAUGGAGCCCCUGGCAGCUGGGACCACCUCUGGAGGGAGGAAGAAGUUCACUGUGAAGACCCAGGAUGAAGAUGACAAUGUGGCCCUGGCACAGCUGCUUUUCAAGCCCUCCUGCACUUCAAGCCCCUCCCCAGCUCCCGAGCCUCCUGCAGGGCCAGAAGGGGCCACCUAUGCUGACUACAUUGUGGGGCAAGCUACUGACUCCUUGGUUCCCCUUGCAAAGCCAGCAGCAGCUGUGACUGUGGCAGUAACCAGACUUCAGAGCUCCCAGGCUAUGCAGACCAACUCCAAAGACAAAGAACUGCCCUUGAACCUUGCACCCAAACCAGGAGCCAAGCACAACUCCAUCAUUGUUAGUCCUCGCCAGACCCUGCCGGCCCUUCCUUUCUAUCCUCAGAGGGGGAACCCCAUCCUGAAGUUUAUCUGCAACGUGCCAUGGGAGUUUGGUGAGAUCGUCCCAGAUUACGUCCUGGGCCAGAGCACCUGUGCCCUUUUCCUCAGCCUCCGCUACCACCACCUGAAGCCCAACUACAUCCACGAACGCCUCCAGUCGCUGGGCAAAACCUACAUGCUGCAGGUGCUACUGAUUCAGGUUGAUGUGAAAGACCCACACCAGGCACUGAAGGAACUGGCAAAGAUCUGCAUCCUGGCAGACUGCACCCUGGUCCUGGCAUGGAGCGCAGAGGAAGCUGGUCGCUACCUUGAAACAUACAAGGCUUACGAACAGAAGCCAGCAGAUCUGCUGAAGGAGAAAGUGGACCAGAAUUACUUGUCUCGAGUGACUGACUGCCUGACCAGUGUGAAGUCAGUGAACAAAACAGACACACUGACCCUCCUCUCCACUUUUGCAUCCCUGGCCAGUUUAGGUGAUGCCUCCAGGGAAGAGCUGUCCCUCUGCCCAGGGAUUGGACCCCUGAAGGCCAAGAGGCUCUUUGAUAUCCUUCACGAACCGUUUCUCAAAGUCCCCAAAUGAGCAGAGGACUCCCUGACCAGGCAAGUGGCAAACGAAAGGCACAUGCGCUUUGGGGCAGGUCUGGUUCCCCCUCCCUGCCCAAGCAGCCCCUCACCAGCAAAGUCUUCUGGAAAGCGAACAGGCUGGGCUGAAGCCAGUUCCUGAAGGGGAAGCCAUCUUCUGCCUGUGGCCAGCAGGAAUUAAAUGAGCACAUCACACCAUGCAAUAAAAGGACUACAAUUGGCAAAAUCUCUGAAA